This is a messenger RNA of Gryllus bimaculatus (two-spotted cricket), 403 nucleotides long. The record is from the annotation of a GenBank genome assembly. Lineage: Eukaryota; Metazoa; Arthropoda; Insecta; Orthoptera; Gryllidae.
GGUGGUGUAGGUGAUGAGCUUGUGAUGACAGCGAUGGUAAUUGUGGUGACGACUACGGUGAAAAAGUCGGUAACCGUUGGGGCUACGAUGAUAUUAGAUGUAUAGGCAACUUAGAUCACACGAAUACAUAGAAAAGAUGCAGAAGUAUCUCGUUCUACUCCGAAGACCUCAUCCUACUAAUGUGUGUGUGUGUAGUUGGAGUAAACAGUUUCUACGGGUGCGAAUAUCUAAGAGGAGAGAAAGGAGUGACUUAUUUCGCGCGUGUGACGUAAGAGACGAGGCGCAGGUUGUUCGUGAGCUGAAGAGCCGCGUGCAGGUCGUGACGCUGCCGAACCCAAGAGCAGAGCUCUCCCAGGCGAAGACGGCGGCAGAGAUGGCUGUGGAAGAGUCAGAGAGGAGAUGA